AUGUUGAUCCUUUGGUGGGUUCUUUCAAUCUUCGCUAUCAUCUACGUUUAUUUUUGGUACUAUUUCAAAAAUACUGUUUGGUGCAGAAGUCAAACUUGCCUUAUAGGGAAAACAAUAAUAGUAACAGGAGCUAACACGGGUAUUGGUUACGAGGCAGCGCUAGAUUUUGCUAAAAGAGGUGCGAGGGUAAUUUUAGCUUGUCGGAAUAAAGAUAAAGCUGAAAUCGCCCGAGGCAAAAUUAUCGAAGAAACGGGAAAUGACAACGUUGUUGUCAAAAUUGUCGACCUUGCCUCUUUGGCUUCUGUACGAGCAUUUGCUGAAAGUAUUAAUAAAACUGAAAAGCGUUUGGAUGUGUUGGUAAAUAAUGCAGGGGCUGCAUUAACAGGAGAGGGGAAAAGCGAAGAUGGGUUAAUCUGGUUGAUGCAAGUUAAUUACUUUUCUAGUUUCUUACUUACGAAUUUACUUAUGGGGAUUUUGAAGAAAUCGGCACCUAGUCGGGUUAUCAACGUGUCUUCGAAAGGUGCCCUACGUGCCAAGUUCGAUUUGGAGAAGCUUAAUACCAACAGAGGCCACUUCCAGAAUUAUUGUUGUUCUAAAGUUUGCAACAUUUUGUUUACAAGAGAACUAGCGGAGAGAUUAAAAGGGAUAGACGUUACCACCUAUUCUUUACACCCGGGGACUGUAAAAACUGAAAUAUUUAGACACAUAGAUGGAUACCGCAAAGUACUAAUUGAAUUUUUAAAGGCUCACUUUUUGAAAACUAGCGAGGAAGGAGCUCAAACGAUUAUUUACACCGCUGUGGCAAAGGGGAUUGAGCAGUACAGUGGCGAAAAUUUUGACAAUUGCACGUGCGUUGAUCCCUACGAGAGCACCAUAGGCCCAAAUUUUGAAAAAGGACUCUGGGAAAAGUCUAUAGAACUCGUUAAUCUGAAGUCCGACGAAAUGCAAUUGUAAUUUUCACUUGUUUCGUUUUAUUAGUUGUCAAUAAACGUCAA
Messenger RNA from Zophobas morio, 995 nucleotides. Its product is annotated as retinol dehydrogenase 11-like. Lineage: Eukaryota; Metazoa; Arthropoda; Insecta; Coleoptera; Tenebrionidae. The record is from RefSeq and is a predicted model, not a curated record. The coding region runs from base 1 to 954 and encodes 317 amino acids. The transcript has 3 exons.